CUCCCACCGCCAUUUUGCCCGCUGAGGGCACGGCCCCGCCCCGGCGGCGCGCUCCGGGCAGGCCCCGCCCCGGCAGCACGUGCCGCCAGCCCCGGCCAUCCCCGCUCAUCCCUGCCUGGGCCCGAACCGCUUCUCCAGCCUGGCGAUGACCAAACCAGGCCGGGCUGGCGGCUGCAGGCCUCAUUGCAACCCUCUUUCAUGUUGGUAUAAUUCGGCGCUUUUGGAUUCAAGCGGGGUUGUUCGUGCUUGAGGAUUGGUCUCUCUGGAGAGGGCACAGAUGCUGUAGUCAUCUUAGAAAAGACUCCUUUCCAGGAGGAGAAGAUCCCAGACCUGCUGAAGAAGCCCAUGAAUGCAGAGCUGCAGAUGCACAAUGACAUUUACUGCACCUUCUACCUGAGCCCACCCCCAGAGCUGAGUGAGAUCAAAGCCACAGUGGUGUACCCUGCCACGGAGAAACACAUCCAGAAAUAUCUCCGUCAGGAAGUGCACCUGAUCCGUGAAACCUGGGAGGAUUACAAGAACAUAACCCUGCCCUUCAUCCAGUCCCAGAGCUUCAGCAUCCAGUGGGUGUAUAAUAUCCUGGAGAAGAAAGCUGAGGCUGAUAGAAUCGUCCAUGAAAACCCAGAUCCUUCCAAUGGCUUUGUUCUGGUUCCAGAUUUAAAGUGGAAUCAAAACCAGCACAAGUAUUCCUGUAUGGCACCAGGAUCCCUGUAUAACAGCCUGGGAAGCUGUGAAUGCUGUGUCAGGUCCAAAGCACUGCUGCCUCUUUCUGUGUCCCCUCCAUCCCCUCCUGUGUCUCUGCAGCUGGAUGAUCUGUACCUGAUCGCCCUCGUGCACCGCCGGGAGAUCAAAUCUCUGCGGGAUCUCACAGCUGAGCACCUCCCGCUGCUGAGGAACGUCCUGCAGGAGGGGAAGGAGGCCAUCGUGAAGCGCUUUGGCGUGUCUGGCUCCCAGCUGCGGAUCUACCUGCACUACCAGCCCUCCUACCAGCACCUGCACGUGCAUUUCACCGCCCUGGGCUACGACGCACCGGGCAGCUCCGUGGAGAGAGCCCAUCUCCUGGCUGAUGUCAUUGACAACCUGGCCAUGGACUCCAUGUACUACCAGAAACGGGCUCUGACCUUCCCCCUGCGGGCUGAUGAGCCCCUGUUUAAGAAAUUCCAGGAGGCAGGAAAAGUGUGAGGAGGCAGAGGCUUUUGUAUAAUUUUUUUUUUUUAAAUAAAUACCCAUUUUUGGGCUUUUUUUUCUAAGGUUUGUGUUCCUCUUAUGUUUUUAAGCUCUGUUUUUGUACAAGGUGGGGCUGAUGAUCCUUUGCUAUGGAAACCGUGUUGUCUGUUCAAGUCCAUUAAAAUAUUGAUUGAAUAAA
Parus major (Great Tit) is the source of this 1366-nucleotide messenger RNA. It is a transcript of the gene DCPS, whose product is annotated as decapping enzyme, scavenger. Lineage: Eukaryota; Metazoa; Chordata; Aves; Passeriformes; Paridae. The transcript has 6 exons. Gene Ontology annotation, cellular component: nucleus; P-body. Bases 346 to 1182 code for a protein of 278 amino acids. Gene Ontology annotation, biological process: deadenylation-dependent decapping of nuclear-transcribed mRNA. The record is from RefSeq and is a predicted model, not a curated record. Gene Ontology annotation, molecular function: hydrolase activity; RNA 7-methylguanosine cap binding.